Spodoptera frugiperda (fall armyworm) is the source of this 1750-nucleotide messenger RNA. RefSeq names its product cilia- and flagella-associated protein 45. The transcript has 12 exons. Lineage: Eukaryota; Metazoa; Arthropoda; Insecta; Lepidoptera; Noctuidae. The record is from RefSeq and is a predicted model, not a curated record. Bases 83 to 1672 code for a protein of 529 amino acids.
GCCAAGCAACGACUAAAGAAUUGAAAUUCCUUCAUAAAUAAACGUUUGCGUACUAUUUAAUUUUCUAUUAUAUUAUUUUACAAUGCCUAAAGUUUACAAGAGCGCCCACGAGGGCAUACCGUACCAUACAGUCCGCUACGGAGAAGAACCUGGAUGCUACCAAUUACAUAGACCUUCGCAAUGUCGGCUCAAGUUCCCGAUCACCAAGCGCCCGAUUCACAAAUGCGAGGAUAUGAACAAGGAAAUCAUUAUGGUCCCGCAAACAGGCACCUUUAGGAAACUGAUCGUCCCAAAGAAGAAGCCCAACUUUUACCCUGCCAUCAUGCAUAAGAAUGAGUAUGAGAGGCUGAAGCAACAAGCCCAGAUUGUUUCCCAAGAAGAGCAGCUAGCCGCGAUGCACGCUCAAGAAGCAGCCAUACAGAAAGCUGCCAAGCAGUCUGAGAUCAGGAAACAGCAGCUGAAGAAGAACCUGAAGCCACAGCCAGGAGCUGAAGCUGCUACCGGCACUGCAGACCCUGAGCUUGAGGGACCAGAUCAGGCUGCGCAUACCAUGUCUAGAGCUGAAAUGCUGCGAGCUGACAAUAUGCAGGGUCCUCGUCUCUGCAACCGCAUCAUCCUGGCGUCCAAGUGCCACGCCAUCAGAGACGCGCAGAUCACUGAGAAAGAACUCAUCAAGAAGGAACUUGAUGAUGAACAGAGGAGAUUGGACGCCAUAAUGGAAGAGAACCGCCAAGCCGCUGUGAACAGGGCGCAAGAGGAAGAGGACCGCCGUCACCGACUGCGGCUGCACAACCUCUCCGCACUCAAAGAGCAGAUCCAAGCUCAUGAAACUGCCAAGAUUAUGGAAGCUGAGCGCAUAGAAGAAGAGAGUAUUCGCGUGAACCAGGCCAAUAUCGCCAUGCAGAUAGAUGAGGCGCAGAAACUCAAGGAGAAACAACAGAGGCAGAAUAAAUUGAAGGAAAUGCUCGAUCAAGGCAAUGCGGAGCUGCUCUACUACAAACAGCUACAGAAUGAAGAAGAACGCAUCAUGGACUUGCGAAUUGCGAACUUCUUGAAACAGAAACAAGAACGAGAAUCGAAAAACAAGGCGGAAGCGGAGGCUGUUAAAGCGGCUAAGCAGAAAGGCAUUGACCAUAUUUCAAAGGCUCAGAAGGCUGAACAAGAGCUGAAAGAGGAAUUGGAGCGCAUCCGCAACUUGAAGAUACAGGAGGACGUGGAGCGAGAGUACCGACGCAAAGAGAGGGACGCGGCCAUCAAGAGGAACAGGGAGAUGAAGCAGCUGCAUGAAGCUAGGGUGCAACAGAUCAACGACAUCCACCGUCUCAUCGCCCGUGAGAUAGCCAAAGACGAACAGAGCUUCAACAACGCAGCGCGGCAGAAUGAAGAGUUCAUACGAAGGGAGAAGGAGUUGGAGGACAAGCGGAAGGCUCAGAUCGAGCGACACCGACAAGCCAUCAUGAAACAGAUCAAUGACAAGGAACGUGCCAGGGCUGACCUUCGCGAGAAGAUCCACAACGAAGGCGUGGCGCUCCGCAUGGAGCAGGAACAGCAGGAGAAGUACGAGAAGGCCGUCAUCAAGGAGAAGGUGGCUACGCUGCGCAGCCAGAAAGUGGCGGAGAAGUACGUCAAGGAAGUGGAACAGACGCUCACCAAGCACGGAUACGUUCAGUAGAAUGGAGUGUGAACAAAAUUGUGCUCUAUUUUUUCUUAUUCAGUGGAUUUUUUUACACCAAUGAUGAUAAUUUUGUUA